Molecule: messenger RNA, 1788 nt
Organism: Cyphellophora attinorum
Lineage: Eukaryota; Fungi; Ascomycota; Eurotiomycetes; Chaetothyriales; Cyphellophoraceae
Exons: 1
Coding region: 1-1788 (595 amino acids)
Source: RefSeq, a predicted model, not a curated record
AUGUCCCGCCCACCCAACAGCCGCGCCUCACAAGCCGGCCUGGCACCAAACCAACCUCAAAUGCGCGGCUCCUCCAUCUUUGCGCCAACACCGCCCUCCGCCCUCGCACCUCCCGGCGCACUCAGUCGACCAGUCUCGCGACAGUCGCGCGCCGAACCGCCUCCUCUCAGCGCCACAAUGGGCCCCAUGCCCGGCACACUCCAGAACCCAAUCGAGCCCCGCCGGAAACGAAUCAUAGUCACCUGCGACGGCACCUGGCUUGACUCCGACAACGGUCUGAUAAAUGGCAAGAAGCGGCAGCCCUCUAACGUUUCCCGCAUCGGCUGGGCCAUACGUGACACCUCAAGAGAUGGCUUCUCCCAAGUAGUCCACUAUCAAGCAGGAGUGGGUACUAGAGGCACCCGCUUCUCGCGCUUCCUAGGCGGCGCCCUAGGAGUCGGGCUGAAAGAAAACCUGCGCGAAGCAUACACCUACAUCGCCGUGAACUGGCAUCCCGGCGACGAGAUCUUCCUCCUCGGCUUCAGCCGCGGCGCAUUCACAGCACGAAGCGUGGCAGGCAUGAUCGGCGACAUGGGCCUCCUCACCCGCACAGGCCUCCCCUACUUCGGUGAGAUCUUCGAAGACUACGAACACCGCCACAAAGAAACCUACUUCUCUGACUUCCCGGAUGUCCCCUUCCGCAACAAGCCCGCCUUUGGUCCAGAAUACGUCGCCGAACUCGCCCGCCUGGGCUACACACGCCUCAAGAUUCCCAUCCGCGCCGUCUGCUGCUGGGACACCGUUGGUAGCUUGGGCAUACCGCAAAUCCCCCUCCUCCAGGCCUUCCGCAUUCAGCAAAAAGAGUUAGGAGAGCACCAAUUCUACGACACGAAACUCAACCCUUACAUCGAGAACGCCUUCCAAGCGCUCGCGCUGGAUGAGAAGCGAGGACCAUUUAGCCCUGCACUGUGGGAGAAACGCGACAACGACACCGUCAACCUGAAACAAGUCUGGUUCCCCGGCGUCCACUCCAACGUUGGCGGCGGCUACGACGACGAAGACAUCGCCAACAUCACCCUGGCAUGGAUGAUGAGUCGCCUCGAGCCCUACUUGGACUUCCGCCCCGACUUCCUCAUGCGUCAGUACGAAGAGAACCGCAACUACUACAAAUCCAUUGGCGAGCGACCCCGAUGGUGGAGUUUUGGCCAGAUCUACAACAGCUUGAAAGGCAUCUAUGUCCUUGCGGGCAGUAAGCCGAGGACGCCAGGCGGGUACUACCGCGUUGAUCCCUUCACGGGGCAGACGACGCACAAGCGGCUGAAGAACACGAACGAGUACUUCCACGCAUCCAUCCGUUCACGUCUUGGCAUGGGUGGGCCCGGCACUCUAGACAAUGGCCCCUACGAGCCACAAGCGUUGAGGGACUGGACGUUUGCGCCGGAGCAGGCUCGUGGCGGCCAGGGCGGGAAUAGUGCGGAUGGCAUGACGGUCGUGUGGACGAAUCAUGCUGCUGAGGAGACUGGUAGCCAGCAUAAGAUUCCGGAGGCGAUAUUGUUGGAGAGUGAGUUGACACUGUUGAGGAAUAGUCAGAAGGUUGAACAAUACAUCCGCAACUUGCAAGUACCGCACAGAGAAAAGCGGAAGCGGCCGAGGACGAUGAAUGGAGAGAUACCACCACUGGGGGCAAUGGGCGAUGAUCCGAGGAGGAGGGAGAGGAGUCGGCCGCGGAGUAUGGUUGAGCCAGGGGUGAUGGAUGAGAAGAGGGAGGGCCGGAGGCGGAAGAGGAGGAGUCAGGUUUAUGAUGAUUAG